This is a messenger RNA of Saccharomycopsis crataegensis, 3654 nucleotides long. RefSeq names its product GTPase-activating protein. The transcript has a single exon. Bases 1 to 3654 code for a protein of 1217 amino acids. The record is from RefSeq and is a predicted model, not a curated record. Gene Ontology annotation, biological process: signal transduction; regulation of GTPase activity. Gene Ontology annotation, cellular component: cytoplasm. Lineage: Eukaryota; Fungi; Ascomycota; Saccharomycetes; Ascoideales; Saccharomycopsidaceae.
AUGACCACUCUGGUAUCCAACAACUACCAUUCCCAGCAGUUGUCUGCCAGUGACUCGUAUUCUACUGGUAACAUCGCUGAUUUCUACGCCAACGAUAGUGGCCAUGAUCUAGAUCGUCACAACCACGGCCACGACCAUAUCAAUAUCCAAGAUGCAAUCAGUUAUCACGAGGAUUCCCAAAUGAUGGCCGAAGAUGAAGAUUAUGACGAGGAACAAGACGAUGACGAUGACCAAGAUGAAGAAGACAGACUUUGCAAACAUUGUGGGAAAUUGAUCCUCGAAGGACACGCAUACGAGUUGGGAGAUGAUCGUUGGCAUAUUAACUGUUUUAGAUGCUCAAAGUGCACAAACUUGCUCGGUAUCAACUCAGAUUUCUUGGUGGUUGGUACCGGCGAAUUGGUUUGCGAGAACUGUUUUUAUGACUGCCAAGUGUGCGGUAAGAAAAUUGGGGAUCUUGCCAUCCUUGCUGGCAAUCAACCUUACUGUGCCGACUGCUUCGUUUGCAAACAUUGUAAAAACAGAAUUGAUAAUUUACGAUACGCAAAGACUUCCAGUGGCCUUUAUUGUAUGAACUGCCAUGAAAAAGUUUUGUUGAAGAAGAAGCGACUAGAACACGAGAAACGAGAACGAGAAAGAAUACGUCGUCAACAACAAAAAAGAAAUAGUGGCGGUACACCUUCCCAAUCACAGUCAGUCAACUCGUCUAGAAACACAACCCCGAUUUUUGAAAAAUCGUUGCCAUCUAUCCCCCCAACUUCAUCUGCAACAGCAGCAGCAGCCCCCCAAGCAUCGAGUAGCUCAAAGGCGUAUAACCCCCAAAAUGCAAACGGUACUUUCAAUAGCCCUUUUGAAACUGAAGAGGCUGAUGUUAGGCUUUCUCCAAUAGUGGGAACACAUCAAUCAAUGUCUGAUAAUGAAAGUGACGAUCUCGAUGUCAUGUUUCAAUCCCUCAAUUCCUUGGCUUCAAAUAGCAACCCUAGUAUUAAACCAUCUUUUUCCAAUAAUCUGAGAACCAAAAAACCAAACUAUGAGCGAACUCCCUCUUAUGAAACUUCAAAGAAACGGAAAUCGGUCACUUUUGAUCCUUCUACUGAGGGCGACAUAUCUAACGAUGCUGACAAAUCCUUCAGCUCAUUAACUAACCCCACAGCGAACUCUAAUGAUCCAGAUGCAAGUUUCAAACUAGCAGAUCCUCCUAAGAAUGAUUCAAUGUCGCAGGCAGGUACUGGAGGCAAACAGUCCAGUAAUAAUCGCCCACCAAUUUCCAGUAGAGCUGCCAAUAACAGAAGAAUUGUUUAUGUGGAUGAUGACGAUAAUGAUCAUGAUACGUCGAAUACCACCUUUAACAUUGACAAUUCUUUUGGAGAAAUUCUUGACCAAGAAGCGACAUAUAACAAGAGAAGAGUUUCGUACCAUAAUGAUCAAGAGUUGAAAUCGCAAAUCAAGAAAAGUUCAGAUAGUUUGAAGCAAUUGUCGACAUCGGAAAGUGGCACUCCAAAACAAAGUAAAUUCAAGUUUAGUAGCAGCACCGAUUACAACGAUGGUCUAGAGGGAUCCGGGGAAAAUAAAUCUGGCAAUGGUUUGAAAUUGGGAAGGUCUUUGUCAAUUAAGUCUCCUAAGAAUUUGCUCAGCGGUAUUAAUCGUCAUAGAAGAUCGAUAUCUAAUGUGAAUGGCAAUGGUGUUUCCAAAGAUCAAAACAAUGGCGAGUACGAUGUCCCUGAAAAACGUUCCAGAUCUAAAUCCAAAACAAGUCAUUCGAGAUCAAAUUCGGAUAUUCUAAACUCUUAUUCUUCUGACACUUCAACUAUCAAAGGUUCUAGCGCAAACACCAAUUCUGUCCCACAGAACGAUGCAGAACUUCGUAGUAUGAGAUCUGAAUUAGUUAGUAUGACUUCUCAAGUCUCCACAUUGAAGGAUGAGUUGUCUAGCUUAUUGAACACUAAGGCGGACUUGACCAGUGAAGUUGGUGAACUACAAUUAAUGAUGUCAAAGUUGAAAUUUGAAAUUGAAAAAGAACGGAAGAUUUUGGAACAAACCAGAGCCAUUAAUGAUAAUGUUAAAGCUGGCGACGCUGAUGAUCAUAACACUAAUAGUACUCCUUAUCAAUCAUAUUCUCGUAAUGCUUCUGAGAAUUCAAUCGGUACAGGUGGCAGUGAUGGCGACUCUUAUUAUAAUUCCGCUUCCCAGAUGCCUUUGCAACAAAAUCACCCUCAUGCCCAACAUUCACCACAUUAUCAUCAACACCAUCACCAUGGCGGAAAUCACAAAAGUAAAAGGGGUGGAGCGGAAAUCAGCAUUGAAAGCAUCAACAAUGCUUCUGCUAGCCCAAAUAUUGAUAAUCUCAAUACCAAUAAUAUCAACUUAGACUCACUCAAUAACAGAAGACCGAAUCUCACAAUAUCUACGGGUUCGCCUGCAUUUUCCGUGCAACCAUACACAUCCUCAAUUAUCACCCCAACCACAGAUGAUAUAAAUACUCACAAUGGUGAUUACGGCAACCAAAGCAAGCUUAGCAGCACCUCAACUGCCAUUGUUGUCGAGAAGGGGCAAAUUGAAUCAGUGGAGAUGCAAUCUGCCGUCAAGCCAAAGGUUAAAGCCCGUUUCUGGAGAUCCAAACAUAAAGGGUUCGGAAAAUUCCAGAAAGACAACAGUGAAGAUUACAGUGCUGCUGGUGGUAACGGUGGUAAAAGUGGAGCAAAAAUUAAGAUUUCUGCUCCAGUAUUGCAACAUUUAGAUGAUGAAGCAUUCAAUCAAAUGAACAGUAAACAGCGUGUUAACGGUGCUCCUAAUAUUAAUACAAUCUCUAAUAACUCUGGAGCGAUUAAUGGUAAUUCCUCAGGAGCUAAUAACAAAAUCACCUUCCUCGAUAAAUUUUCUAACUCAAUGUCAUCGCUGACCAGCCAGGGUAAUUUGACUGGCUCAAGUUCCAAUGGCGGUGGUCUUGGAAGCAGUCUCUUAGAAGGGUUGAAAUCCCCACUUCUUUCAGCUGGUAUAACAGCACCUAAUACAGGAACUACUAGUUCUAGUGGUAUUGGCAAUACGUCGGUAUUGAGCUUAGUGGAAAGAGCCAUUUUGGAGAAACGUGAUAUUCCAUUGCUUGUUGUAAUUUGCAUUAAACAUAUUGAAAAACAUGGGCUUUAUAGUGAGGGUAUCUAUCGUAAAUCUGGUGGUGCAUCUCAAAUCCAAGCAUUAGAGGUCGCAUUUGAAGAUAUUAAUGGAAAAUUUGGUAUGAAUAGCGAUGUUGAUAUCAACAGUGAAGAAAUCGAAAAAAUCUUGGGAGUUGAUAUCAACGUGGUUAGCAGCGUUCUCAAAAGAUAUUUACGCCGUUUACCAGAACCGGUUAUUCUUUAUGAGCUUUAUGACCAAUACAUUGCUUGUGCCUUGAUUAAACGCCAUGAUAAGAAAAUUGAAAAACUUAAAAGCAUUAUGGCCCAAUUACCGAAACAGCAUAUGUUUACUUUGCAAAUGGUGACAAAGCAUUUAAAUUUGGUGUCACUGUAUAGUGACCUGAACUUCAUGAAUUUGCAUAAUUUGGCUAUUGUGUUUGCUCCAAGUUUGGUUAGAGACUUGACUGGAGAAAGAGAAAUUGCUGACAUGGUUAACAAGAAUGAUGUGACAGAGUUUUUAGUAAGUAACUAUCAUCAAAUAUUUUGA